This is a messenger RNA of Eruca vesicaria subsp. sativa (arugula), 1329 nucleotides long. The record is from the annotation of a GenBank genome assembly. NCBI's taxonomy places the organism in Eukaryota, Viridiplantae, Streptophyta, Magnoliopsida, Brassicales, Brassicaceae.
AUGACUGUUUGUUUACGAAUACCUCCAGUGCGUACAUCCGGUAGCAUCACGGGAGCACAAGCUAAUGGUGCCAACAGUGGUAGUUCAUUGCAAGGUCAACAACAGUCUCAGCCAGUAGUUCAAGCAACGCCCCGGGCAGCAACAUCGAUUCCAACUACAAAAUCUCGAGUUCCUGCAAAGAAAACAACAGCAAAUUCCACUUCAAGAUCAGCACUAAUGGUAACAGCUAAUUCAGUAGCUGCUGCAGCCUGUAUGUCUGGCCUGGCAACUGCAGCAUCAGUGCCAAAGGUUGAACCAGGAAAGAACGCUGUUUCUGCGUUAGUGCCAAAGGUUGAACCUGUAAUGAAGGCUUCCCCUGCAGCAGUCUCUCUUCCUCGCCCAUCAGCUAUAUCAUCGGCACUGAAUGCUGAACCCGUAAAGAAUGCUUCCCCGUCUGCAACGUCUUUUCCUCGUCCAUCAAGUAUGUCAUCAGCAUUAAAAGCCACUUCGGCAGCCUCUUUCCCUCGUCCAUCAGGUAUAUCAUCAGCACUGAAUGUUGAGGCUGUCAAAACCCCUUCAGCAGCCAUUUUGCCUCGUCCACUAGGCGUUAUUUCAGCAUCAAAGGCUGAGCCUUUUAAAGCCGCUCCGGUAGCUUUUUCGCCGCGUCCGUUGGGUACUAUAUCAGCUUCUUUUUCUAGUCCAUCAGGUACUAUAUCAGCACGAAGAGCUGAGCCUGUAAACACCGGUUCUGCAGUGUCUUUGCCUCGUCCGUCAAGUAAUCUAUCAGCAUCGAAGGCUGAGCCAGUAAAGAGUGUUGCUGCCACUGGCGCUUUGAAUGCAAGGAAUGCAGUUACUGGAAGCCCAAGACAGAUGCUAUCUUCGUCACCUUUUAAUAAACCGUCAACUAUGGCUCCGUUCUCCAAAGGGCCUACAAUUCAGAAUAAUCCAGCUCCUGGUUUUGCGUCGUCAAGAUUGGCCCCUACACAGAGAGUUCCUGCGGCUACUGCACAAAAGGCAAAUGCGGGAGCGAGAGUUACUGCUACUUGCAAGCCUGUUGGUGUGCAGGCACAGGGAAACAGAGCAAACCCAUUGGUUACACCAACACUCCAACCAAAUAAAGCCAUCACAACGAACUCAGUGAUUAGCACAGCAAAACCGGUGGCUGCAAAAGUGGAGACUCCUACUAUUUUGUCUAAGCAUACCCAAGUACCCCAGACUGAAAAAGAGAGUAGUGCCACGGUUUCACCUCUUGUUGCGACUGAGGCUGAAUCAAAACCUAAGGGCGAAGAAAGUAAAGGAAAAAGUCCUGAUGUUGCAACCGUGACAGCGAGCGAGAAGAAGGGGUUGUAG